This is a messenger RNA of Rhagoletis zephyria (snowberry fruit fly), 1738 nucleotides long. It is a transcript of the gene Sirt2, whose product is annotated as Sirtuin 2. The record is from RefSeq and is a predicted model, not a curated record. Gene Ontology annotation, molecular function: histone deacetylase activity, NAD-dependent; NAD+ binding. NCBI's taxonomy places the organism in Eukaryota, Metazoa, Arthropoda, Insecta, Diptera, Tephritidae. Gene Ontology annotation, cellular component: nucleus.
UCUUUGUUUUUUCUGUCUUGUCAGAAUUUGUGUUAAGUUGUUUUGGGAUCGAUUACUUGAGCUUAUCAAAGACGGCGUUGAUUAAACGAAAUUCAAUAUCUAGUUAUAUUAGGCACUUGUCUCUAAUAACGACUAAAUUGGCAGUGAUGAGUGAGAAAGAAACACCGGGAACUUCAAAAAAGCAAGGCGAAGAUGGACCACGAAACCAGAGUAAGCAUUCUGAAAGCCUUGUGGAUGCCCAGGCAACGAGUGAAAGAUUGGAAUCCAUUCGGACGAACUUAAACAGCCUCUUUUCUAGGCUCACUCUGCAUGCUGCUAGUGACAACCUGCUGGCACAACAAUCCGGCCAGGUCUUGGAAGAUUUAACUUUUGAAAGCUUCCUGAAACAUUGGAAAGACAACGGAUUUAAAAGAAUUAUUACCAUGGUUGGUGCCGGAAUAUCUACUUCUUCUGGCAUACCGGAUUUUCGCUCACCUGGUUCGGGCCUGUAUGACAACUUGCAAAAAUAUAAUUUACCGCAUCCGACCGAUAUAUUUGAAUUGGAUUACUUCAUGGGUAAUCCAAAGCCCUUUUUUACUUUGGCCAAAGAACUUUAUCCUGGACAUUAUAUCCCAUCACCGGCGCAUUAUUUUAUACGUUUAUUAAAUGAUAAAAACUUGUUAACCCGGCAUUAUACGCAGAAUAUUGACUGUCUAGAGCGUUUAGCAGGUAUACCAGAAGAGAAAUUGGUCGAGGCACAUGGCACAUUUCAUACAAACCAUUGCGUCGACUGCAACAAAUUUUAUACGAAAGAAUGGUUGAAGGAAAAAAUAUUUGGUGACAUUUUGCCAGUAUGCGAAGAGUGUAAUGGUAUUGUUAAACCGGAUAUCGUUUUUUUCGGCGAAAAUAUGCCAGAUCAUUUUUACACCAAGCCCCUGGAAGAUUUUGCCGAUUGCGACCUUUUGAUUAUUAUGGGUACAUCUUUGGAAGUGUAUCCCUUCGCUUCAUUGGUUGCUAACGUUAAACCGAAUUGUAUACGCGUGCUUAUAAAUAGAGUGGCUAUUGAUAAAUUUUCGGGUCCGGAUAAGAAACGCGAUAUAACGUUUUUAGGUGACUGUGACGAUGCUGUAUGGCAAAUGGCCGACGUAUUAGGUUGGACAAAUGAAUUGAAGGAUUUGUGGAAACGAGAAAGCAGUCUAUUUGAACAAGCUCGAAAGAAAUCGGAUACCAAUGCCGACCAAGAAGCUAAAAGUCCGAGAAUAAGUAAAAAGAAUUCACGGUAAAUACCACAAGCGUAUAGAUUAUUAAAAUUAGUAGUAAAACUGGGGUGGUGCAAUAGAUUUAUAAACAUGGAAAAGUUAAACAAUUGGUGGAUAUAAUCUAGUAGAAAAAUAUAUUGACAUCUAUAUCUAUAGCUCUCGGCAAUAACUACACAACUCAAAAUUCAGAAAAUAAAAACUCAUUACUGUUACGUGACCCUAAUCCUUGCGUAAUCCAUGUCUUAUAUUUACUACUUACUGUAGUAAUCCUUACUACUUUAGUAAGGAUUAGAAAUUAAUUAGAUUAAGGCAUUUUGUUUUUUGAAAUUUGAACUGCGUCGUUAUUGCAGAGGACCAUCGAUAUAUACAGAUAUGUAUAUGUAUAUAGAAAUAGAAAAUUAUUGUGGUUUUCACACUUGCCUAGUUAUCAGGUUAUCUGGUGAAAAAAUAUUGUGUCGUGUAUUUUAUUGUUGUAAACUGAAAAAAAAAAUAUAACCACA